CUUCAUUAACGUAUAAACACUCAUUUGUACAAGUGCGUUUUUAAGAUAUGGCAUUCAAAAAUAUUUUUACCAUUUGUUAAAUAUAGUCAAAUUAAAUCUUAUUAAUAAGAGUUUUUGAGCAAUAAUUAGCCAAUAGUUAUAAGAAAUACUUUUACGUAAAAACAUAGUGUUAAUGUUUUAAUGAUGACUUUACGUAAAUUUUAAUGACUUCAAAGAUAUCACAUACUUAUUUUUUCAAAACUUCUAAAGUGUCGCAGACUUUAAACAUAUUCAACGUAAACAUACAAAAAGGUGAACAAACUUCAAGAUGCUGUCGGGAUGGCGACUUGCUUUGUCGAAAUUAUUCAUAAUACCGCAGCGAUAUGUGUUCGCCAUCAUGGCCGGACUGGCCAUAGCCAACGCGUACACGAUGCGGGUCUGCCUGAACCUGGCCAUCACGCAGAUGGUGAAGAGAGAAGUGUUAGUGGAAGGGGACGCGCACUUUGACCCGGACGCGUGCCCCGACCCGGCGGCGCCUGUCAAUGUCACCAGCUUCAUCCGGGAACUCGCUAGGGUCGACACUGUGAGUUUGUUGUUGUUUUGGAUUUGGAUUUUUAGGUGUUUGUAGAUUAGCCAGUCACUU
Molecule: messenger RNA, 622 nt
Organism: Plutella xylostella (diamondback moth)
Lineage: Eukaryota; Metazoa; Arthropoda; Insecta; Lepidoptera; Plutellidae
Source: RefSeq, a predicted model, not a curated record